AUGUCAAUUUCAGAAGGACACGAGAUUGCUAAAGAAAUCAGGAAUGGUUGUAAUGGAUGUGAAAAUUUACGUAGUUCUUUGAAAAUAAAAUACCAGUUGCAAAUAACAAGGUCUCUUUCCAGAGAACUUGUUAGAAUCUUAGAUGCAGAUGGUAUUAAAAGGCGUAAAGGUAGAAGAUUAAGAAGAAGACAAUACAUAUCCAAGGGUCCUAACUAUAUUUGGCACUUAGAUGGUUAUGACAAACUAAAGCCCUUUGGCAUAUGUAUACAUGGAUGUGUAGAUGGUUUUUCAAGAAAAAUUAUAUGGAUGUGUGCCAGUAUUACCAAUAAAAGACCAGAAGUUGUAGCUGAUUUCUUCCUGAAAGAAGCUGAUAACAUUAAAGGUUGGCAAUAA
Molecule: messenger RNA, 393 nt
Organism: Mytilus californianus (California mussel)
Lineage: Eukaryota; Metazoa; Mollusca; Bivalvia; Mytilida; Mytilidae
Exons: 6
Coding region: 1-393 (130 amino acids)
Source: RefSeq, a predicted model, not a curated record